Molecule: messenger RNA, 1323 nt
Organism: Podospora anserina S mat+
Lineage: Eukaryota; Fungi; Ascomycota; Sordariomycetes; Sordariales; Podosporaceae
Exons: 2
Coding region: 1-1323 (440 amino acids)
Biological process (GO): Golgi organization; endoplasmic reticulum to Golgi vesicle-mediated transport
Cellular component (GO): Golgi apparatus
Molecular function (GO): small GTPase binding
Source: RefSeq, a predicted model, not a curated record
AUGUCCUCCUCACCAGAUAACUCGGUUCUCCAAGAAGAGGUAGAGAAGCUUCGCCAGCAAUUGGAAGCUCAGUCAACAGAGAUUACCCAGCUGAAAGCCGACCUCGAAGAAUCCGAAUCCGCCAAGGACCAUGCGGAAACCCAAUACCAGACCCUUCUCGGUCGCGUUGAGAAGAUCAAAGAGACCCUCGGCGAGCGCCUCAAGCGCGACAAGGCCGAGCUGGAAGAGGCGAAGGACCGGGUGGAGGAAUUAGAAGCGCAGAAUGACCAGCUCACGCAACAGAUCGAGUCCCAAAGGGAGGAGACGGAGCAGCUGAAGCAAGAGGUUCAGGAACAAGGGCGGGAGUUGACAAGCCUGAGAAGCAGAUCCAAUCUGUCUCAACAAAAUUGGCACAGGGAAAAAGAUGACUUGGACAGGCUGGUCAAGAAGCUAAGAGAAGAACUGGAAAGCACAGCCACCGCGAUGGGAGAAUGGGAGGUCAUCGCCAUGGAAGAACGCUCCCAAAGAGAACUCCUCGCCGAGAAAGUCUCCGAGUUGGAAGAGGAAUUGCUCUCCACAAAAGAAGGCUACGAAAGAGCCGUCGGGGACCGAGACGUCCAAAGCCAAGCGGUGGAUAGACUUCAGCGAGCCCUCCAAGAGAUCCAAGACGCUCGCAAGAAGGAACUCCGGGACAUUGUCGAAGCAAAUGAAGAGCUCGUCCAAUCCCUCAAGAAGCGCGUUCAGGAAGCCGAGCAAAAAGCCAACGAGGCCGAAGCAGCAAGGGAAACCCUCUCCAAGGAACUCGAACGGACCGCCCCCUUUGAAAAGGAGGUCAAGGAAAAGAACCUUCUCAUUGGCAAACUUCGUCACGAAGCCAUCGUUCUAAACGACCACCUGACCAAGGCACUGAAGUACAUCAAGAAGACGAAGCCAGAGGAGAUGAUCGACAAACAACUAGUAACAAACCACUUCCUCCAAUUCCUCACCCUCGACCGCUCAGACCCCAAACGCUUCCAGAUCCUGCAGGUCAUGGCUGGCUUUCUCGGGUGGAGCGAGGAACAGCGCGAAAAAGCCGGUCUCUCCCGCCCUGGCGCUUCAGGAGGUUUGCGCCUUCCCACCUCACCGUUCCAUCGCACGCCUAGUUCGCCGGCGUUGAACAGCGAGUUUUUUGCUGAUCAGAACGCUUCGCUUGCGGGGGCGACACCCAAAGAAAGAGGGGAGAGCUUGAGCGACCUUUGGGCGAGCUUUUUGGAGAGGAGCGUGGAUGAGGCGGGUGUGGGUGGGGGAGGCAAGGGGUCGAGGAAGGAUAGUGCUAGUAGUGCGGGGACGAGGCCGGGUGUCUGA